Pectinophora gossypiella (pink bollworm) is the source of this 2889-nucleotide messenger RNA. RefSeq names its product runt-related transcription factor 3 (gene RunxA). The transcript has 5 exons. The record is from RefSeq and is a predicted model, not a curated record. Gene Ontology annotation, biological process: regulation of DNA-templated transcription. Gene Ontology annotation, cellular component: nucleus. Gene Ontology annotation, molecular function: RNA polymerase II cis-regulatory region sequence-specific DNA binding; DNA-binding transcription factor activity, RNA polymerase II-specific; ATP binding. Bases 577 to 2037 code for a protein of 486 amino acids. NCBI's taxonomy places the organism in Eukaryota, Metazoa, Arthropoda, Insecta, Lepidoptera, Gelechiidae.
UUGUCCGAAGUCGACGGGCGCACGUACACCGCGUAUUAAUAGCCACCGCCGGCCGACACCGCAGCCGCACGCGAGUCGCACCGCGGCCGCGCCAUACACCGCACGCAUCAACACGCGCACACCCCACACUCGACAGAUAUACAGCACACCCGAAAACGGAAUACGAACUGAACGAACAAAACCGUAAAAAGAAAAAGUCCCCGAAACGAAAGCGAGAGGAACGUGCGUGCGAUCGCGUAAAUACGUAGCGCAAAAAGUGCCGCCGUCAGUGAAACUAGUGAAAAGUUUUUUCGCCGCGCGCGGGGGGACCACCCCUCGACGCCGGAAAAAAUCGCCCCUCGCGUCCCGCCCGCUCCGAACUUUUCAUUCACCGGGGAAAAAAGUGUGGCAAGGCCGCCGUGACGUCACGCGUCAAGUGGCCACGCGUGUUUCCUAGCAACGUGACACUCUGCGAGUAAAGUGUAGUCUCGUGGUUGCGUGGACGUGUAAUGAGCUCAGUGAGUGAGGAUGUCCUGCGGUUACGGUGGAUGGAGUGUGGUGGAGAGUGAGAUGUAGCAGUGGUUGAUAGCGGACUCGAUGUGCAGCACGGGGCGCGCGCGGCUGGCCAGGAUGCACCUGCCGGGCGGCGGCGGCGCCGUGUCGCCCGACACCAGCUCCACGCUGCUGCACGAGACCUACACCAAGAUGACGUCAGACAUCCUCGCCGAGCGCACUCUCGGCGACUUCCUCUCUGAGCAUCCUGGUGAACUGGUCCGGACGGGCAGUCCUCACUUCGUGUGCACAGUCCUGCCCCCGCACUGGCGGUCGAACAAGACUCUCCCGGUGGCGUUCAAGGUGGUGGCGCUGGGAGACGUGGGUGACGGCACGCUGGUGACCGUCCGCGCUGGUAACGACGAGAACUGCUGCGCCGAGCUGCGGAACAGUUCUGCCGUGAUGAAGAACCAAGUCGCCAAAUUCAAUGACUUGCGAUUUGUGGGCCGCAGCGGUCGCGGUAAAUCGUUCACGCUGACGAUCACGAUAUCGACGACGCCGCCACAAGUGACGACGUACAACAAGGCCAUCAAAGUGACGGUCGACGGACCCCGGGAGCCGCGAUCCAAGACCAUGUUGUCGCUCCUAGGGCAGCAGCAGCAGUUCCACUUCGCGUUCGGCCAGCGCCCAUUCCCGUUCCCGCCGGACCCGCUCGGCGGAUUCCGCAUGCCGCCCAUCACUACCUGCCAGAAUAUGAGCCAGUUCGGUCUGAGCUCGAGCAACUCGCACUGGGGCUACGGCGGCGCGGGCGCAUAUCCUGCGUACCUGCCCUCCUGCGCAGCCCCGGCAGCGACGCAGUUCAACCCGCCGGCCCUAGGGUUCCCAGGAUCGGUGCCUGACCAGACGCCCUCACAGGACUUCACUGCCAACAAUACAGUACUUCCGGACACAACGGGCGUGGACCUGGACCAGCAGCUGUCAGGGCUGGUGGGGUCAUCGCCCUCGCACCACUCCACGCUCAUCCCGCGAUACAACAACAACGCAGACUACAGCCUCUCCACCGGGCCCCGGUCUUUGAGCGACAACAGUUCGCAACCAGAGUCUCCAGUACAGGACGACCUACUCACCUCAAACACCACGACGAAUAUUGGCCACAACCACACGAACAGCUCGAAUUUCCCAUCCCUAAUGGGAUCACAGAAUUCUUCGUACGGGAGUAGCAAUUGCAACAACUCUCUAUACCCAGUCUUGCCUGCAAGUUUGCUUUACAGCCAGCUAUACACCGCUGCAAACCAGACGCAUAACUUCCACCCGCUUCAUUCAAACUCGAUACAUUCGACGCAAAACCAUCACAACGAGCUGCAGACGAUGAUGGACCAGAUAUCCUCAACGACUAACAACCACAGACAACAUAAUCAUAACAACCAUGUUCAGGGGGAUUUAUUACUCGGUGGGGGUAGCUCCUGCGCGGCUGCGGCGGCGAGAGGUGAGGACGGGAGGGUGAACAGUCUCGGACAGAGAGGCAAUCCUCAGCCUGACAGCAAUACCGUGUGGAGACCCUACUAAGUCAAAUGACACUUCUGUAGUGAAAGUAAGGGACAAGUCUUCUUGAACUAUGUUAUAUGGUGAUCGAUGAUAGUGAAAAGUGUGCUCACAUUUUAAUACCUCAUUAAAGUACAUUAUGAGCAAAAAUAAAAUAUUUUACGUUUGUAAUGAAGAUACAGUGUACGUUUUAAAAAAGAGCAGUCGAUCAAUUAAUGUCUAAGAUAAGUUUUCGAAGUAAUUUUAAUGCAACGAAAUAGAUUUUCGAAGCUAAAAAAAAGGUAUUGUAAAAUAUUAAAUGUACUUACGGGUAAAUUAUUAGUGAAAUUGUAAUGUAAAGUCCUGGAUUUUAUUCGUUCCCGUCCUGAAAAUAUACGACGUCUCAGUUGCAUAAACGUGCCAUUCGAUGUAAAGUUUAACUUUUGGUUUUAUAAAUGGGAAAUUGUACAUAAAAUGUGAAUAAGUUGUUGUAAAUGCAUCUUGUAAAGUGCAAUAGAUGUGCAAUCAUAAAGUUGGUAGAUUUAAGUAUAUUGACAUAGUUAUAAGUGUAAGUUUAUCUGUUGGUUAAAUCGUGGAAUCUGUCCGAUUGUAGAUAUAACUAAACGUGAAUAGGUUGUUCUUUUAAGUACAUUAUUAUUCUUUGUAUGUUGUUUCCAUAACUCAGAGUAUGGAGCCGGAAUUCUAUCUUUCGUGCUAUCUGGUAACGUGUUUCUAUAAUGUUCUUUUCAAAAAUCAUACAGCAUAUUUAAAAAAAAAUGGUCAUCAUAUAAUUAAUACGUUUAAUUAUAUUUUGUAAAUAAAUUAAUGUCAGAUUUGUUUGAAGCAUCGUUGGCUUGUAAUUUACAAAUUCCGAGAUUUUAUGUUGAUUAUUAUGAG